Molecule: messenger RNA, 261 nt
Organism: Caenorhabditis remanei
Lineage: Eukaryota; Metazoa; Nematoda; Chromadorea; Rhabditida; Rhabditidae
Exons: 3
Coding region: 1-261 (86 amino acids)
Biological process (GO): fatty acid metabolic process
Molecular function (GO): long-chain fatty acyl-CoA binding
Source: RefSeq, a predicted model, not a curated record
AUGACUCUUACUUUCGACGACGCCGCCGCUAAGGUUAAGACCCUCAAAACCUCUCCAUCGAACGAUGAACUUCUGAAGCUCUACGCUCUCUUCAAGCAAGGAACCGUCGGAGAUAACACUACCGACAAGCCAGGAAUGUUCGAUUUGAAAGGAAAGGCCAAGUGGAGUGCUUGGGAUGAAAAGAAGGGAACUUCAAAGGAAGCUGCCCAAGCCGCUUAUGUUGCUCUCGCCGAGGAGCUUAUCGCCAAGUACGGAGUUUAA